Erinaceus europaeus (western European hedgehog) is the source of this 6682-nucleotide messenger RNA. It is a transcript of the gene MCF2L2, whose product is annotated as MCF.2 cell line derived transforming sequence-like 2. Gene Ontology annotation, cellular component: cytoplasm. NCBI's taxonomy places the organism in Eukaryota, Metazoa, Chordata, Mammalia, Eulipotyphla, Erinaceidae. The transcript is spliced from 30 exons. Gene Ontology annotation, molecular function: guanyl-nucleotide exchange factor activity. The record is from RefSeq and is a predicted model, not a curated record. Bases 508 to 3834 code for a protein of 1108 amino acids.
GGGCGCGGCUUCCACCCACGCGGCGGGCUGGGCGGAGCUGGAGCGCCUGCGCCUCGGGGCCCGGCAGCGCCCUCGGGCGGGCGAGCUGGACUCGGGGGCGGCGCCGAGGAGCUGAGGGCCCGGCGGUCCGCCCUCGGCUCCAGCCCGGGCACACGGCUGCGCGCAGCCCGGCGUCCUCGCUCCCGGCUGCCCUGGAGGCGGCGCUGCAGCCGCGACCUGGACACCGGACCCCCAGGCCCCUGCAUCCCCGGGACCCGGCCCUCCUCCCCGUCCUCAGACACCUCAGACCCCCGGAUCACGGAUUCCCGGGCCUUCAGACCCCCAGUUUCCCCGGAUCCCUGGAUCCCCGGGCCGCGGGUGCAGGAGCCCGCGCACCUGCUCCGGAAGGCGGCGCCCCGGCUCCGCGCACGGCCGGGACUUGCACGGCCGGGCCCCGACUGCGAGCCCCCCGACUGCAGGGCGCGGCUGGAGCGGCGAGGGAGGAGGCGCCCGUGUCGUGGCAGCCACAUGCUGUUUGGGCUCCAAGGAGAGAUGGCCCCCCAGGAGCUCGGGCGGCGUCUGGCCACGGUGAUCACUCAUGUCGGUGAGAUUAUGCAGCAGGAAAUCAGGCCAUUGGGGGCGGUGGAUAUUAUUGAACAACUCCACAGACAGUUUGCCAUUCUUUCAGGAGGCCGAGGGAAGGAUGGUGCCCCUAUCAUCACUUUUCCAGAAUUUGUAGGAUUCAAACACAUCCCAGAAGAGGACUUCCUGAAUGUCAUGACCUACCUGACCAGCAUCCCCAGUGUGGAGGCUGCCAGCAUUGGAUUCGUGAUUAUCAUUGACAGACGGCGGGACAAAUGGAGCACCAUAAAGGCCUCCUUGACUCGGAUAGCUGUUGCCUUUCCAGGAAACCUGCAGCUCAUAUUUAUCCUUCGCCCCUCUCGAUUUAUCCAAAGGACAUUCACUGACUUCGGUAUCAAAUACUAUCGAGAUGAAUUUAAAAUGAAAGUGCCGAUUGUUAUGUUGAACUCAGUCUCUGACCUUCAUGGCUACAUUGACAAAAGCCAACUGACUGAAGACUUGGGGGGGACUUUGGAAUACCGCCACAGUCGGUGGAUAAAUCACAGAACAGCCAUUGAGAACUUCGCCUUGGCGUUGAAGACCACUGCCCAGAUGCUCCAGACAUUUGGGGUCUGCCUGGCCAGCACAGAGCUGCCCAGAGGUGUGCCAUCCACUGAAGACCUGCUCAUGUCACACACGAAGCAGAGGGACAAGCUGCAGGAGGAACUGAAGUUACUGGGAAGACAAGGCAUCACACUGUUGUCGUGCCUUCAAGAGCCGGCCACGAAAAAUUCCACCAGCAAACUCAACCCUAAUGAACUUGAGAAUGUAGCAACCAUGCAAAGGUUACUAGCCCAGCUGGAUGAAACAGAAAAAGCUUUUAGUCAGUUUUGGUCUCAGCAUCACUUAAAACUGAACCAGUGCCUUCAACUACAGCACUUUGAGCACAGUUUUUGUGAGGUUAAGCUCAUCCUGGACAGUUUGCUGGCAGAGCAGGCAGAGCUGACAGACAUCGGUGAUGGUGUGAUGCACGUAGAACAGCUCCUUAAGGAACAUAAAGCCCUGGAGGAGAAAGGCCAGGAGCCCUUGGAAAAAGCACGGUUACUUGUACUGGUUGGGGACCAGCUCAUCCAAAGCCCCCACUAUGCAGUGGACUCCAUCAGACCCCGUUGUGUGGAGCUCCGGCGCCUCUGUGAUGACUUCAGCAAUGAGAACAAGAAGAGACACACCAUGUUAGCACGGUCCUUGGAGCUGCAUAGACAGCUGGACAAGGUCAGCCAGUGGUGUGAAGCAGGAAUCUACCUCUUGGCUUCCCAAGCUGUAGACAAAUGCCAGUCACGAGAGGGGGUUGACAUUGCCUUGAGUGACAUCGAGCUGUUCCUGAGCACAGCAGAGGACUACCAGCUACCCAACCCCAGGGACUUCUACAACCAGUUUGAGUCGAUCUUCACUGUUGACGUGAAGGCCAAAGCCCAGAAAACCCUGCAGAAGCUGGAUGAUGUGCAGGAGAUAUUUCACAAGAGGCAAAUGAGUCUGAUGAAACUGGCAGCCAGACAGACUCGCCCAGUGCAACCCGUGGCCCCCCAUCCCGAGUCUUCCCCCAAGUGGGUGUCGACGAAAACCAACCAUCUCUCCACCCUGGCUCCUGUUCAGAAGACAUCUGAGGAACUCUAUGUGGAGACCAAUCCGAACUCCCUGGAAAAGGAAGAUGAAGCCAAAUUUGAAGUCAAGAAUGGAGAGCUGCUUGGAAACAGCCCUGAUGGGGAGAACCCUGUGCCUGAGCAUCUGAACAGUCCCGAAAGUCUUUCCCCCAGCAGGCGCAUUAUACGUGACUUGCUUGAGACUGAAGAGAAUUAUAUAAAAGAGAUUAAGAGCAUUAUUGAUGGAUAUAUCACACCAAUGGAUUUUGUUUGGUUGAAGCAUCUGAUUCCAGAUGUUCUUCAGAAUAACAAGGAUGUUCUCUUUGGAAAUAUUAAAGAACUCUAUGAGUUUCACAGCAGGACUUUUCUAAAAGAAUUGGAAAACUGCACCGAAAACCCUGAACUUCUGGCACGUUGCUUUCUCAAGAGAAAAGAAGAUCUUCAGAUGUAUUUUAGAUAUCAUCAGAAUCUGCCCCGAGCCACAGCAAUCUGGCAGGAAUGUGAAGACUGCGCCUACUUUGGGGUCUGUCAGCGCCAGUUGGACCACAGUCUCCCCCUCUUUAAGUAUCUGAGAGGACCCAGUCAGAGGCUGAUGAAAUAUCAGGUGCUGCUGAAGGGUCUGCUGGAUUCUGAGUCUCCUGAAGAUUUGGAAAAAGUGCCAGGCAACCUUGAAGGAGACUCAACUGAGAAUGGGCCAAAGAGGAACAGUGAUUCAGCAUUCUCAGCUGAGUUACAGCAAGCUUUUGCCAUGAUGGAGGAUUUGAUCAAGUCCUGUGAGUUGGCCGUGGACCUGGCAGCAGUCACUGGAUGUCCGGAUACUAUCGGGAAGCUGGGGAAACUGCUGAUACACGACUCUUUCAACAUCUGGACAGUUCACAAAGAUCGCUACAAGAUGAAGGACUUUAUUCGAUUUAAGCCCAGCCAGAGGCAAAUCUACCUCUUUGAGAAGGGACUCAUGUUCUGUAAGAUCCGAAUGGAGCCCGGUGCCCAGGGCCUGUCUCCUCACCACAGCUUUAAGAAGUCUCUCAAGUUGGCGUCACUUUCAAUCCGCCAGCUUGGAAGGGGGAGCAGCAAAAAAUUUGAAAUUGCCAGCCAAAACGGACCUGAAAAAUACAUCCUUCAGGCAGCUUCAAAAGAUAUCAGAGAUUUCUGGUUUUCAACAAUAAAUAAAUUACUGCUGGAACAACAAAACAGCAUGAAAGGCCAAGGGAGUCUACAGUUGGAAGCAAGCACCAGCAAAAGCCAUGGAGUGGAAUUCACGCCAGAGGUGGAACAUGCGGAAAGAACAAGCAGUAAUAAGGAAGACUGCACUGGCACGCGUGGGGUUAAAGGCUGCUCCAGCAGGGGGUCUGUCUCCACGGGAGCCUUUGAUGACUGUGAAGGCACAGAAGAGCUGGAAAAGGAGAUGAGUGCCCUGAGUCUCUCGGGACUCUUCCAGCUGGACGACAGUGCUGACCCCUGUUUCUCCAACAUUCUGGAAAGGGGAGAGAGCGCCUUGGGAGAAAAAGCAGGCCGCAAGGAAGACACGGCAGCAGACACAGCUGAAGAGAGCGUUGGGGUACCUGUCCCUACUGGGGAGUCAGAGACUAGCUUCCGGGCAGAGGCGAUGAGGACCAAGGAAGGAUGCCCCAGGAGCCGCUCUUCAGAGAACUGACACCCAUCCCUGACGCCCCACGGGCCUCCCGCACUGGGGGUGCUGCUGGAGUCCUCAGAAGUCACUGCAAGGUGACCUGGAGCCUCUGGGUCUGAAGCCUCAUUACUGGACCAGGGCUGCCCUCUCUCUCCCUCCGUCAGUGUGAAGAGCUGUCGUCCAAGAGCCCAUGGGGACCCCCACAGCUGCCUCUGCCACAGGGGCCUGAAGAGGUUACCCCACCUCAGGAAUGGAGGCCUCAACCCAGGGUCACUCCUUGUUGGCAUCUUUUGGCGUUGCUCUGGGUAACUGGCUAUUGUGGGAGACAGUUCUGUGAGGAGGCUUAGUGGCACCCCUGGCCUCUAGGCCUGUGUGACCCCCACCCACUCACCCAGCUGUGACAGUGAGAUCCACCUUCACUUAACACCAGGCUUCUCCUGGGUUGGCACUGGGCAGAUGGGUGGAGAACCUCUUGUCGAAACCUUGAGGAGGCACCAGCUGCUGCUCCUCGGAAGGUUCUCUCGUCGGGAAUCUGCAGAAUGUUUCAAAGUCUUCAUGUCGCACUUGACUAUCACUCUGUCUCGAGGUCUCUACACUCCAGCAGUGUUGAUUGUUAGUUAACUUUUGUGAUACCUGCCUUUCAGUUUACUAGCUUUUUAAAGGAAAUUAAUGUUGGCUUUUCUUUUUUAAUAGCACUUUCUUCUUUUUAUUUGAUCAAACAGAGAAAUUGAGAGGGUGGGGAGAUAGGAAGAGCGAAAGAGAGAUGCCCGCAGCUCUGCUUCCCCUCUCCUCUGGAGAAGCUUCUCCGUUGCAGGUACUUGGAAUGGGGUCUUGAGCCCAGGGUAUUAGUUAUUUUCAAGGACUUACUUUUAGUUUCACUAGUUAAAUUUUAGAUUAUUUUCAUUUCCUUAUCAUUUAAUUCUGUACUUUUAAAGUUACCUGUACUAUCUUCACCUACAGUUAUUUUAAGAGUUAUAUAUUUCUAGAUUAACUUGAUUGCUAUUCUUUUUAUUUUUUUGUAUUUAUUUAUUUUCCCUUUUGUUGCCCUUGUUGUUUAAGAUUGUUGUGGUUAUUGAUGUCAUUGUUGUUGGAUAGCACAGAGAGAAAUGGAGAGAGGAGGGGAAGAUAGAGAGGAGUAGAGAAAGACACCUGCAGACCUGCUUCGCCGCUUGUGAAGCGACUCCCCUGCAGGUGGGGAGCCAGGGGUUCGAACCAGGAUCCUUGCGCUUUGCGCCACAUGUGCUUAACCUGCUGUGCCACCGCCAGACUCCCGAUUGCUAUUCUUAAUGAGUGAUCUUUAUAAUGAUUAAUACCUUAUUUAUUUUCAAUUAAUUUGUUUUUAGCUACUGGAGUUAUAUAAAACCCACUGGCAGUUUUUAAAAUGUAGAGUUAUUUAUGUUAGAAUAAACUUUUUUGUUAUAUUCCAGAGGUUUUUUUUUUUUCCUUUUGUUAUUUAGCUUUGGUUACUUAUGUUCACAACAAUUUUAGGUUCUGGUUUACUUUUACAUUCAUUAACUUAUUGUCUCUCUAGUGGUUUUAUUUUGGUUUUAAGUUAUUGCAUUUUUGAGUAUCAUUUUCUGAAUUUUUUAGCUUCUAGAGUCUAAGAUACUUAGAUCUUGAGUUAUUUUCUAUUAUUUAUUUUUGGUUAUUUAUACUCAGGUCAGCAUUUUAAAUGUUCAUUGUCAUAUUUACUUUUCCGAAUACAGUAUUAGAAUUAUAUUGUCUUUCCAUCAGGACCUAACCAAGGGAGAACUACUAUAUCCUCGCUUAUUUUAACAGUGAGGACUUAACAUAAAGAAUUGUUAUUAGAGUUCUUGGUUCUUUUGCUUGUUCAUUUCUAUCUUUACUUGCUUCUUUGGUCUUGGUCUUUCACCACCCUGAACCAACUUUUUCAGAUAGACACAGAGAAAGGAAGAGAAGGAGAGAUACCACAGCACCAAGCUUUCUCCAGUGCAGUGUAGUUGGGCCUUGAACCUUGGUCACACACAUGCUGAAGUAGGCAUCCUCCUCGCUGACCAUUAUUAGAGAUGUUUAAAGAAAAUAAAUAAGUAAAAAUGGGAUUGUGUGGAUGUUUUAACUGCAAGAAAUAGCUACUAGCUCAAAGGCUGGAGGGACCAAGUAAGGAAGCUGAACUUUUCACUACUCGUCUCAUCUCAAUGAACUUUACUCGUCUCAUCUCAAUGAACUUUUCACUACUCGUCUCAUCUUAAUGAACUUUUCACUACUCGUCUCAUCUUAAUGGUAACUGCCCCGAAGAGGGUUAGUGCUGUGAGGAGGGUCUGCUGCCUGGUGGGACAGAUCCCUGGGGUCUCCAGCUUAGGCCCAGAGCUGGACAUGGAGCCUUGAGGCCGAUACAAAGGCUCUUUAGGGCUGUGAGGCAGCCUGGGGAGAAUGGCAAACUUGCAGCUGCUAUACUAAAAGCAGUUACUCUCAGGGUGCAGGUCUGUCGCGGGGGUUGGUGACAGAAGCCCAGGCACGCAACGAAGUCCCCGUGUCCUCUGUCACCCUCUGGUCAGCCUGCCCCAUUGGUGGAGUCUGUCAGGGACGGCUGGCAGGCGUGUCAAGGGGCAGCCUGAGGAGCUGGGAAAACAUAGUUCUUCACCAUCACGCUGGGCUCUGGAGAGGUCUAGUUUCAAAACUGUCAGAGGUGACUGGAUGUUGACUUUUUACUGGUGUGGGUACUGGAUGAGACUCUAGCUUUCUGACAGACAGACAGAUGGAUGGAUGGGAAUGGGUCAGCAUGUGCCUGAAGGGAGACUCUUGUGAAAAUCAUUUCAGAUUGCAAGGACAUAUUAAGUGACUCACUUUGUUCAUAAAGAAGAACUUGGACAGUGUGGUGUGAAAACAAACAAACAAAUAAAAAACAAAUAAA